Messenger RNA from Alternaria atra, 1143 nucleotides. RefSeq lists its product as uncharacterized. NCBI's taxonomy places the organism in Eukaryota, Fungi, Ascomycota, Dothideomycetes, Pleosporales, Pleosporaceae. The coding region runs from base 1 to 1143 and encodes 380 amino acids. The transcript is spliced from 5 exons. The record is from RefSeq and is a predicted model, not a curated record.
AUGGCUACUGUGGAACUGUGGACCCUUUAUGCAUUUGGUGUCUCGUUCACAUUCCUGCGAACGUACGCCAGAAUCUCCGCCGUAGGCUUUCGCGAACUAAAAUUGGACGACUAUCUAAUAUGGGUUGCUAUUCUCAUCUACACAGCUCAAUGCAGCCUCGGGUACAACCUAGGGGUAGUUGCUCACGGUCUCGCGAACAAUGGCAUGACGCCGGAUGAGCGUAGUGCGCUUCCGCAAGAUGAUCCCGAAUACAUUAUGAGGGUUAUCGGGUCUAAGAUCCAAGUAGCUGGUUGGACGACAGCGGCAUGCCUACUUUGGUCGCUCAAGCUAUGUGUAGCAUUCUUCUACCUUCGUUUAACUAGCGGCCUGCAGAAAUACACCACUCGCAUUUACAUCGCUCUCGGCUUGAUCAUCACUACGUUUAUCGUCAUCAUCUUCACAAUCUACCUUUCCUGCCGGCCUUUCAAUCACUACUGGCAGAUCAGUCCUGAUCCUGGGAACGCAUGCCAAGCAGCGGUAUCGAAGCCGAUUAUUUGGAUGACAUUCGUCUUCAAUGUGUCUACCGAUGUAUAUCUGCUCUUGAUACCGAUUCCUAUGUUAUGGAAGUCGAGCCUAAAGAAGUACAAGAAGAUUGCUGCUACGCUUGUGCUUAGUGCUGGCAUAUUGGUCAUUGUGUGUGCGACGCUCAAAAGCAUUUAUGUCAUUGUGGAUCCCGUCCAUGGCGGUGAGCUUGCAGCCUCAUGGGGUACUCGCGAAACGUUCGUCGCGAUCGUUACUACCAACCUACCCAUGAUCUUCCCCCUGCUCAAGAACUGGCUUACACCCUUCCUACCUAGUACAAUCGGCUCAAGCAACGCCGAACCAUACAAGCCCUCAGGCAGUGGCUUUGUGACCAUCGGGGGCGGCGCAUCCAAGCAAAGCCGAUCGGCGCCACACAGUGCGCGUUACCUCUCCACAAGCCUAACGUUCGACAACGAGAGCGAAGAACACAUUGUGGAGGGAGGCGACGUAAACCUGCAUCGCAUGCAGAGCACCGUUGGUCAAAAACAUGGAAUGCAUGUGAUUGUUGUAUCGAAUCAGGUCAGCAUUACAUCCGAAGACCGUGACAUUGCACGGAGCAAGCAGUCCUUCCAGGUCGUGUAG